Molecule: messenger RNA, 798 nt
Organism: Colletotrichum scovillei
Lineage: Eukaryota; Fungi; Ascomycota; Sordariomycetes; Glomerellales; Glomerellaceae
Exons: 2
Coding region: 1-798 (265 amino acids)
Molecular function (GO): heme binding; oxidoreductase activity, acting on paired donors, with incorporation or reduction of molecular oxygen; monooxygenase activity
Source: RefSeq, a predicted model, not a curated record
AUGGCUAUCAUUGCCACCUUAUUCUACAGACUUUUUUUGCAUCCUCUCUCCCAUUUGCCGGGCCCUCUGCCAGCCAGAUUAACAGGUCUCUGGCGCACAACAAAAUACAUUCAAGGCAACUGGCAUGAUGACAUACUCUCCAUCCAUAACAAAUACGGAAGAGUGGUACGAAUUGCACCGAACGAAGUUUCUGUAGUGGACGAGUACGCCAUGAAAAACUUGUACGGCCACGCACCUCAACUAUUCUCGGAAUUGGACAAGAAGCACCAUAGCUUCCUAAGAAAGCGCCUGGCGAGUGCUUACUCAAUGUCUUCAGUCCUCAAAUACGAGGUCCAUAUUCAGGCCUGCCUCGAUUUACUAAUCCGAAAGCUCGGGAAAUACGCCCAAGCUGGCGAAAUCGUUGACAUGGCUGUAUGGACUAAUGCGUUUGCAUUUGAUGUAGUUGGUGAACUCGGCUAUGGUUCCCAAUUUGGCCAUCUUCAGGAGGAAAAGGACGUCGGUGAACUUCGAAAAACCAUAUUCAAUGUUUUCAAGCUUUUGUCAUCCGUCGGCCACCUCCCUCGGUGGUUAUGGCUUGUUACAAGUCGUGGUGCUCAGAUGAUUACUGGAUUCUUCAAUGCAGACCAACCCCUGGUAGCUUUCCGCAAUUGGUCCGCGAUGAAAGUCCAGAAGCGACUAGACAACCCUGAGAUGACCGGACGAGAAGACCUUCUAGCACAUUUCUGCAGAAUGAAGGAUCUCGAAGGGAAACCAGCUUCCUUCCUUGAAAUCUUGGUGGAGGCGAUGAAUUUAGUGUAA